UUCAGAUUGGAAAUGACAAUUAGUACGUAGUCGAUUAGAUUAACGCGAGAUACAAUCUCUGUCCUGAUAAUUCCAAAGAUCUCGGUCUAGCCCUCUAUUCCUGGUUCGAAUUAUCGUCAGACCCCUUCUCACGCACUGGUCGUCAUGUCAUCAUAUGCGCAGUUUAAUCCCUCGUAUGGGGGGGGUCCAUCCCGUGCCUACUUAAGUGGCUGCUCUCCUACCCAUUCAUUCCUCUCUCUUCAGAAAGUCGGAUCCGAUCAAGCGCCGGCAAUCACAAUCGCGGGUCCUCUUUUGCUGAAAGCUUCCCGGUCUGGGAAACGGUUCAGUUAUGGUCGACCAUGGAUUACAACACGCCACUCCCGAGAUUUCUGCCAAACGUUGCAGGGGGACUCAUGUCAUCGAUGAUGCAAUUCCUGUUCAACGCGAUCAGGAACCUACAGCAACCGGCGGUGUCGAUAUACUUGAGGGGAAAGUACUUCAACAGUGGUCGACACCACAACCUAAU
Aspergillus welwitschiae is the source of this 505-nucleotide messenger RNA. RefSeq lists its product as uncharacterized. Lineage: Eukaryota; Fungi; Ascomycota; Eurotiomycetes; Eurotiales; Aspergillaceae. The record is from RefSeq and is a predicted model, not a curated record. Bases 145 to 405 code for a protein of 86 amino acids. The transcript has a single exon.